CAGUCCUGGGAGAAGAUGGCAAACCCUGGGCCUACAUGGGUUGCUCAGGGAAAGCCUGGGGUUGCCUCCUGUCAAUCACUUCAGAGGCCACGCCCCCUCUCACCUCACGACAGCGCCGGCGGCCGGCGGUGCCGUCUCCCUUUUUACGACGCUGCCGUGAAGCGGAUCGUUCUUUCUCUCUCCAGCUCCCUGUGGAAGAUGGCGGACGGGAUCCUGUACACUUACCCCGAGAACUGGCGGGCUUUCAAGGCGCUGAUCGCCGCCCAGUACAGCGGCUCCAAGCUGCGGCUCCAGAGCGGCCCUCCGCACUUCAUCUUCGGCCAGACCAACAGGAGCGCCGGCUUCCUCCAGAAAUUCCCCCUGGGCAAGGUUCCAGCUUUCGAAGGAGACGAUGGAUUCUGUAUCUUCGAGAGCAAUGCCAUUGCUCACUAUGUUGCGAAUGAUGCCCUGCGAGGAAUGACAAAGGAGGAAGCAGCCCUGGUUCUUCAGUGGGUGAGCUUUGCAGACAGUGACAUCAUCCCUCCUGCCAGCACGUGGGUCUUCCCAACGCUUGGAAUUAUGCAGUACAACAAACAGGCCACUGAACACGCCAAGGAGGAGGUGAAGAAGGUCCUCGGUGUCCUGAACGAGUACCUGAAAACACGCACCUUCCUGGUCGGGGAGCGGGUCACCCUGGCAGAUAUCACGGUGGUUUGCUCUCUCCUCUGGCUCUACAAACAGGUUCUGGACCCCUCUUUCCGACAGCCCUACACCAACAUGAACCGAUGGUUCAUUACUUGCAUUAACCAGCCUCAGUUCAAAGCUAUCCUGGGAGAGGUGAAGCUAUGCGAAAAGAUGGCACAGUUUGACGCCAAGAAGUUUGCGGAAAUGCAGCCCAAGAAAGAGAAGGCGCCCAAGGAACCCAAAGAGCCCAAGCCGCAAGAGAAGAAGGAAAAAAAAGAGGAGAAGAAGAAACCAGCCCCCGAGGAGGAGCCGGACGCCUGCGACGAGGUCCUCUCCUCCGAGCCCAAAGCCAAGGACCCUUUCGCCCACCUUCCCAAGAGCUCGUUUAUCCUGGAUGAGUUUAAACGCAAAUACUCGAACGAGGACACUCUGUCAGUCGCACUGCCACAUUUUUGGGAGCAUUUCGACAAGGAGGGCUGGUCCAUCUGGUACGGCGAGUACAGAUACCCAACUGAACUCACCCUGACCUUCAUGAGCUGUAACCUGAUUUCUGGUAUGUUCCAGCGCCUGGACAAGCUUCGCAAGAACGCUUUCGCCAGCGUGAUCCUGUUUGGGGCAAACAACGAGAGCAGCAUCUCCGGGAUCUGGGUGUUCCGUGGUCACGAGCUUGCCUUCCCGAUGUCUCCUGACUGGCAAGUGGACUAUGAGUCAUACAGCUGGCGGAAGCUGGAUGCUGACAGUGAGGAGUGCAGGACAAUGGUGAAGGAAUACUUUACCUGGGAGGGGGAGUUUAAGCAUGUGGGCAAGACCUUCAACCAAGGCAAGAUCUUCAAGUGAGCGACAGACUCUGUGCCAGUUCAAUACCGGCAGUCCUUCACCAGACUGCUGCCCUCACCCAGUGCACGUGGCAAUAACAUCGGCUGCUAUUUUUAAAUCACAGAUGCAGAAUAAAAAGAAACUUACUUCA
Molecule: messenger RNA, 1630 nt
Organism: Carcharodon carcharias (great white shark)
Lineage: Eukaryota; Metazoa; Chordata; Chondrichthyes; Lamniformes; Lamnidae
Gene: eef1g
Product: eukaryotic translation elongation factor 1 gamma
Exons: 10
Coding region: 16-1500 (494 amino acids)
Biological process (GO): translational elongation
Cellular component (GO): nucleus; cytoplasm
Molecular function (GO): translation elongation factor activity
Source: RefSeq, a predicted model, not a curated record